Molecule: messenger RNA, 2240 nt
Organism: Pecten maximus
Lineage: Eukaryota; Metazoa; Mollusca; Bivalvia; Pectinida; Pectinidae
Product: transcription factor IIIB 50 kDa subunit-like
Exons: 2
Coding region: 77-1315 (412 amino acids)
Source: RefSeq, a predicted model, not a curated record
CGUAAAUCAGUAGCGUCAUAGUCAAAACGAAAGUGGAACGUUUGGCGUGCCAAAAAGUGUCAACCAAGAAAGAAUUAUGUCUGCCAAGAAGUGCACAGUAUGUGGGGAAAGUUCAAUAAUCCAGGAGGAAGAGGGCGCUGUCUGUAUGAAUUGUGGAACUGUCCAUUCAGAGCUGCAGACAUUUGUAUCAGACAGUUACAUUGGUUGCCAGAACCCAGUUUUCACACAGUCUCAGCUUCCAUUGCAUGCAUGGCAUCUAAAGGGAAAACGAGAACAACCUACAAUGAAAAGAUGCCGAGCUAAAUUGCAAAGUUUAUGUGUAAAGUUAUCGUUUGGACCUGAAAUGAUUGAAGCAGCAAAUUCUUUGCUCCUGCAAGCAACACAAUACAAAGAAUUUAAAUGCAUGUAUACAUACAACAAAAUUUUGCUGAGCCAUUGCUGCGUUUACAUAACAGGACGUCAGUUCAACUUUCCCAUCACGAUCAAGGAAUUCUGUUUUCUGACACGACAGUCAGUAUCAGAUGUAGCAAAACUUCAUCAAAGAUUAAUUUCUAAAUUGCAUAUUGACAUUCAGUAUCAAAGUAUAGCAUCUCUCAUGGCUUAUCAUUUAUCUGAUUCAGUAUUCAACAGAGAAUGCUUAGACAUGGUGAAGGAUAUUUUGAAAUUAUAUGAACGAAAACGGACAUCCAGCAGCCCUCAUAGAGAUGUUACACUUGGACUAGCUGCUUAUCUUGCCUGGGGUUCCAUGAAUUUGGUUGAAUACAGCAAUUGUAGGAUAAAACAAUUUGCCAAAAAGCACAAGUUCAUCUUCACCCCAGUCUGGGGAGUUCGUUUGAAAGAACUUAAUGAAAUUCUGACUGAUGUUGGGAGUCGUCUCCCUUGGAUUUCAAACACUUCAACCAAACAUUUUGUUGUGAAGCAUUUGAAAGAUAUUCUACAGUUUCAGAAUAGUCUACUGUUGAAAGAAAUGAUGGAAAGUGACAGUGAAGAAGAGGAUGAGAAAACUGAUAGUGAUUGCACAAGUGAAGACAAAUGUGAAAGUAUGGAUGAGAAAGAUGAAUGUGAAAAGGACAAAGAUCAAAAUGGCCAGGAAUGCAUGUACAUGAUUGAAGUUCCUGAUAAUGAUAGUUCCAAUGGCCUAGCAGGAAAUGAAAAUCUAAACGUUGUUCAGACCACACUGAACCAGGAUGAAUCAGUUUGUGUUGAACUUGAACCAGCCACUCCCAAAAUUCCAAACUGCUCGGACUUUGCGGGCAAAACUUUUGUGUAUCACAGUACAUUUAGAGUGAUAACUGCAGAUUUGCCCACAAAAUGAAGAAAUUGAAUAUUGCUUAAUCUUUCUCUUGAAUGAUAGACAUGUUCAAUGGUAAUUUUUCACUUGACAAGAAUAUCAAAACAUUUAAGUCAUAUUGAUCCGAUAAGUUUGGAAAGAGGAGAUAGUCCUUGAAAUUCCAGGGAUUGCCUGCAUUUUGAAAUUGGAAGGAUAUGUGUAAGCAAAGUAAAUUGUAAAAACAAUUUUUAUUUUAAGCCUAUAGUUCAUUUCUUAUCUGCCUUAUUUUUUUUUCAAAAAAUUUAAAUAACAUUUCGAUGAGAUUUUUGAGAUUUUUUAUAUCCCUACUUUUGUUGAAAAUCUCAUUGAGGAAUCUGAGGGUUAACACUUUCCCUCGGAAUGUCAGUAAUAAUAAUCAUUGAUGUCACUGACUAGGCUUUAAAUAAAAUUGAUACAUAAGUAAGGUGACUACAAACCUAAAGUUUUAAAUUCACCAAUGAAAUGAUUUAUAGUUUGAUAUAAAUUUCAUAAAUGUAAUAUAUGUAUGUAUACACAGCUACUAAUUGGUAAACAUGAUUUUAACUGUUUAUGUAAAAAAAUGUUUGAUGUUUCUAUCAUUAUUACUCUCAGAAGGUGGCCGAGUGGUUAAGGUGUCCCGACACUUUAACACUAGCCCUCCACCUCUGGGUUUUGAGUUCGAAACCUACAUGGGGCAGUUGCCAGGUACUGACUAUAGGCCAGUGGUUUUUCUCCGGGUACUCCAGCUUUCCUCCACCUCCAAACCUGGCGCGUCCUUAAAUGACCCUGGCUGUUAAUAGGACUUUAAACAAAAUAAACCAAACCAAAAUCCUCUCAGAAAUUAAUGAUUAUAUUUAUUUGCUAUUAAUUAUUGUUUCUCCUGUUUUAAGGACAUAUUGUUUCUAAUUAUCUUCAAUUAAAAGAGUUUCACAAUGGAUUUGAUGAAAUUAUA